Emiliania huxleyi CCMP1516 is the source of this 531-nucleotide messenger RNA. RefSeq lists its product as hypothetical. Gene Ontology annotation, biological process: double-strand break repair via homologous recombination; error-prone translesion synthesis. The transcript is spliced from 4 exons. Lineage: Eukaryota; Haptophyta; Isochrysidales; Noelaerhabdaceae. Gene Ontology annotation, cellular component: zeta DNA polymerase complex; nucleus. Bases 1 to 531 code for a protein of 176 amino acids. Gene Ontology annotation, molecular function: nucleotide binding; DNA binding; DNA-directed DNA polymerase activity. The record is from RefSeq and is a predicted model, not a curated record.
AUGCCGCCGCUCGCCGAGGCGGUUGGGUGGUCCUUCAUCCAGGGCAUCGACUUCCACUCUGUGCUGGUGCGAGGCUCGCAGUACCGAGUGGAGUCGAUGCUGCUGCGGCUGGCCCGGACGCAAGACUACGCCCUCCCCGCCAUAAACAAGGAGCAGGCGCUCAACUUCGACCCCGAGGGCACCCUCUACUCGGACCCGGCCGCACUGCUCAGCGGGGGGCGAGAGGCGUCUAUGACUGUGCCACAGGUGGCCGUGCUCGACUUUCGCUCGUUGUACCCCUCCGUCGUCUGCGCGUACAACUAUUGCUACUCCACCUGCCUUGGCAAGCUCGAGGCGAUACCACGGACCCUCCGGCGGGAGACGAACCCGCGCCUCGUCACACCUCUGCGCUGCGAACAGGCGAUGGCGCCUACCCUCCGGAGGGAGGCGGGGCCGUCGCAUAAGUUCGGAUGCCUCGAGCUGCCUCCGCGUGCGCUCGCCACCCGCGACGAGGUGCACUCGUCACUACCCCUAGGACUGAUUUCGCGCUAG